Mesorhabditis spiculigera is the source of this 354-nucleotide messenger RNA. Lineage: Eukaryota; Metazoa; Nematoda; Chromadorea; Rhabditida; Rhabditidae. The record is from the annotation of a GenBank genome assembly.
AUGCUCUUGUUAUUCGUCAUUUUUGCUGCGCACGUGCUUGUUGGAAAUGCGUAUCGCCUGGGCGAGACGGUAGACCCGUGCAAAGUCUGCGGCUUCCUCCUCCAAACGGAAAUCGACCAGCACGGCGGCGCCUUCGGUACCGAGGAUGACGUGCAGAAUCAGCUGCUCGAUCUUUGCACGAGAUUGGGCCAAAUUGAUGGCUCUGCAGUGCUGGAGACGUGCGAUUCGAUCGUGAGAAGUCACGGCCACCAAAUUUAUCAAGGACUCAUGUUCGGCUCGAGACCGCAAGAAAUUUGCGUCGGCAUUUCGGCUUGCAAAGAAUCGUCGACGCAAGCCGUCUUGAGAGCGCUGAGA